Molecule: messenger RNA, 1493 nt
Organism: Spizellomyces punctatus DAOM BR117
Lineage: Eukaryota; Fungi; Chytridiomycota; Chytridiomycetes; Spizellomycetales; Spizellomycetaceae
Exons: 6
Coding region: 68-1417 (449 amino acids)
Biological process (GO): SNARE complex assembly
Cellular component (GO): endosome; lytic vacuole
Molecular function (GO): SNARE binding
Source: RefSeq, a predicted model, not a curated record
CAAACGUCUUGGUUUUCUUUCUUUUUGCGCUCUCGGGCGGCCUCUUCUUUUCCGUCGUCCUCCACAAAUGGAAUGCGGUACAUGCGCUUCAACGCAUAGGAAAUUUUGGUGCUCCAGCUGCAUAAGUGAAAGACUUCAAAAUCACGUAUCCAACUACACUGUACUCGCCGUUGAGCGGGAUUCUCUGGCAGAGCGCAUUCAUACAAUCCUUGGCUCUAACCGACCACCUACUGGAAUAUCACCAGCCGAGGAGGCAGAGGCAGCAAAGGGACGUAUAAAAGCAGUAGAGAGUUCCAUUGCCGCUGCGAGGGAAGCAGUUCAGAAAGGUAGAGAAGAGCUCAAGACUGUACGCCGUACUAUCAAUCAGCGUCGUCAGAUUCUAGCGCAAGCACACGCAACGUUAGAACACGAGCGGUUACGAAGUAUCGGGAAUAUCCGACAGGAAGUGGACCAUGGACGGGGAAAGUAUCGGCAAGCGGCCGAAGUGCUGAUGCAGUCCCGUCGGCUGUUGGUACGAGAAGUUGUGUCCAUAUUUCGGUUGAGAAAGGUCCAACGUAAACAAGGCAAAGAAGCGAUUGGUGGAGGUGUGAUGAGCUCUGCAAUCUCUACAUAUUCUGUUCGUAAUGGAACAUCAUCAUCAUUGGUUUCAUCGGGGGUGACCACGACACAAUCUCUACCCAUCGCACGGACCUCUACUAGUGCGUUGCUCUCUUCUUCACCCGACGUGCCUGAGUAUCGUAUUAUUAAUGUUGGAUUUCCGAUAUUCGGGUAUUCUCUGAGCUCCCCGCAUGAAAGAUUCAAUGCUGGACUCGGUUACGUUAUCCACAUGACCAUACUGCUUUCCCACUACCUUCAUGUGACGCUGCCGUUCCAAAUCGUCAAUAAAGGUGCUCGAUCUUUUGCGCAAGCAGCCUAUGUGGAUUCUUCGUCCGAAUUCAGUCACUUGCCGUUGUACCUUUCCGAUAAUAAUGUUGAAGCGUUCACUGUGGGACUCUCAAUGCUUAACUAUAAUAUUGCCUACUUGUGUUAUACCCAGGGAGUCGAUAUUCCAAUUUAUCAAGUACACAAUACGCUUGAGAACCUGGCAUUGUGCUGUCAAGCGCCAGAUCUGGGCUGUGACGUCAGCCGUCCUCGCCGGGACAGUCCUCACGGCCCUCAGUCCACUACAGCGUCGUACCCAUCUCCACGGGAACCAUUCUCCCUGGACUUUCAAAAAGUGGUACGGCUACACAUUGCAAUAAGGACACGGAGAUGGGUGGUGAGCGAGAUCGCCGCGUUAAGAAAUGAUGGUGAGCCAAAGUCAGAAUAUACGAUAUCUCCGUCCUUGAGACAGAUUUUGGAGGAAAAUUCCGAAGAUGAGGAUGAAACUGUAUCUGGAUGGCAUUUAGUAGAUGAACCACUGCCGCCGCAUGUAUGAUAAAUGUAUGUAGAUAUAUGUUGUGUUGUAUAUAACGUUAAAUCGGAAGAGGACGUACGAUAAGUCUUUCACCAUA